UUUUAAAUCAUGUAAAAGAAGAAUAUCCACUGUAAUUCAUUACUUUCUUGUAAUAUAUUUUUACUGUAUACUGUCUUCUGAUUGGCCAAUAAUUGAAAUUGCUCAAACGCUUCUCAUUGGCUCGUCCCUAAAAUAGAGUUUCGCCGUCCCAUCUGUUGUAACCUCUCAUUAAUCACCUACUCUCUAAAAUCCGCUGUGAACCGAUCGUAUGUUAGCAGCGCGUGUUGAACUUGGCUCCGUGACCUUGAAAUUGCUCAAACGCUUCUGAUUGGCUCGUCCCUAAAUUAGAGUCUCGCCGUAUCAUUGGACAGUUAGUUCUACCUAAAAAACAUUAGGCCAGUCCCAACCAACAUAGGGUAAGACGUAACUUACCGUUGGCAUUUUUAUUUCAUUUAUUUCAUAGGUUUAGAAAAAAUACUGAGAAAUGUCUACCUUCCAAUCUGCUUUUAGAUUAGUCUUAAUUAAGUUCAGAAAAAACACAUUGUCAUGAAGAUUUAUGUUCCUUUGUUCCGUUGUUAAAUGUAAACUAUGGAACUCUAGUGUCGUUAUGUUCGUUAUUUGACGUUGUUUGUUAAGUUCUCUCUCACUUCAUAUAAUCAAAGAAUGUAUUCUAGAGCUACCCAUACCUUUUCUUGGAUUAGUGCUUCUACUUAUAGGGUAUUGAUUAGUUAUACUAAAUAUUUUUCGUUUCACGCAUCUUUCUCUUUUUUCUCUCACGAGUUUUCUAGAAAACAUUAAUCUAAUCCAUUUUCGUUGCAUGAAAAUUAGGUGGUGACUUAGUUCUCCAAGCACUGGACUUUUAACCCUUGGGCCUCAGGUCUGAACAUCGUUUCGUGAAGUCAUUUGGUCACCAGCUCUAGUACACAAGUUUUGAGGGAAAGCUGAGUACAAAAGAUUAUUUGAUUAGUAAGUUGGAUAAAGGCCACGUAAAACUUAAAACUUCUUACUGGUUUCAGAUGUGUGGGUAUCUGACGCUAAAAUGGUACUUACCUAUGGUAAUCGAGAAAACUGAUUUCCAACAAAUGUUAUGUAUGACUUCCAGAAACCUGAGGAAAUAAGUAGUGUGCAAAUCUAUUCUAGUCACUGGCUAUCAUGAGGGUUCAUAUUCUGACAAUGAUCUAUUGCCUUGUGUCAUAAACCCUCUAAAAAUGACGUACGUCGGUCUGGUCAUCUGGACCAUAUUCCCCGUCUGACCAUGAUAAAUACUAGUGGAGAAAACGAAUAUUAUCAUAAACUCAACUUAUACACUAACGCCCACAUGUUUCGAGGGACAUCUAUACGUAGGAUUUAGCGGUUGUAUUUUUAUAGGAGUGCAAACGAACUGUGCCAUAACUGCUUUAAAAAUGUCUAAUAUUGUUUAUUGACAAACUGCUGUAGUGUGAAGGAUUCUAAAUCAAAUUCAUUGUAUGUUCAUUUUCGAAGUGAGGAUUAAGUUAGUAUUUUCCUGCUUUAUUACAUAUUUUCUACUAGAAGCAUGGUACAGCAUAACACCAGAAGCUAUUGCUCGUCACCAGGCGAAAACUUGUUCGUGUGAUUUACUCGUAGAUGCUUUUGCGGGUGUUGGUGGAAAUACUAUACAGUUUGCGCGCACUUGUCAACUUGUUUUAGCCAUUGAAAACUGUUUCCCGCGAUUAUUAAUGCUCCAAAUUAAUGCACAAAUAUAUGGUGUUUUGUCAAACAUUAUGCUUGUUUGUGGAGACGUUGAAAAAAUUUUAAGUAGUUUAAGAAUUGUUCGAUUGUCGUCUACAAGUUUUACAACUGGUGAUGAUGAUAUAAGCGUGCGAACUUUAGAAAAUCAAUAUGAAAGUGAUCACUUGAAAGUAACUUCUAUACGUUCAUCUGAGAAUAACCGAAGUACAUUAUUAUCUGGAAAUAAUGAACAAUCUGCAGAUUUUUCGUCCGAAACAUCGAUUAAUAUAGAUGAUAAUAUUUUGAAACCCGACUUCAAUCUAUCUGAACAUCAGAGUUCAUCAUCACAUUUAUUAGCUAAUACAGAGACCACAUUAGAAGUGAACCCAGAGUUGAAUGAAAAUGGGACUUUAGAGAAGCCAACUAAUUCUACAUUUAACUCACUUAUCGAUAUCAUAUUCAUGUCACCACCUUGGGGUGGUCCUGAUUACAUUGGAAACAUUUUUCCACCUGGCUCGUCUAGUUGGAAUCAACGUAAACGGAAACAUUGGUUAUAUGAUUUGAAAGAAAUGGAACCUAUUAAAAAUCUUGAAGAUAUUCUCUUUCUUAAUAAAGCAUUAAAUAUUUCAAGACAUAUUUGUAACAAAAUUUUAAUAUAUCUACCAAGAAAUUCGUCUAUUGGUCAGUUGAUUCAAAUGAGUUGGCCAAUAGGUGAUAAUCAAGGGACUUGUGAAUAUAUUGCUGAUUGUUGUUCUUGUAAACAAUAUCUUAAUGUACAUAUUGAAACAUAUUGUUUACGUGGUAGACAAUUAGCUCUUGGUUUAUAUUUGGGAAGUUUUCCGUAUUUUGAGGAGAAUAUUGUAGUGUAAAAUAAACUUAUUUGAAUAAUUAUUUGUUCUUAGUUUAUAGUAUGCCCCCAAAUGCCCUGAUACUGUCUAGGGUAGGCAGAGUCAGCUCUCUCAAAAUACUCUCAUAUAACCACGUGUAUACAACCACUGCCAUGAAGGUUCUACUCACUGCCUUUAAGAGACCGGAUAGUCGUUUAUGAGAUUGAGAGAACGGAAGCGAAUGUCCAGCUCUUUAAUCGGG
Messenger RNA from Schistosoma bovis, 2718 nucleotides. The record is from the annotation of a GenBank genome assembly. Lineage: Eukaryota; Metazoa; Platyhelminthes; Trematoda; Strigeidida; Schistosomatidae.